Molecule: messenger RNA, 2072 nt
Organism: Doryrhamphus excisus (bluestripe pipefish)
Lineage: Eukaryota; Metazoa; Chordata; Actinopteri; Syngnathiformes; Syngnathidae
Gene: hapln1b
Product: hyaluronan and proteoglycan link protein 1b
Biological process (GO): skeletal system development; cell adhesion; glial cell differentiation
Cellular component (GO): perineuronal net; synapse
Molecular function (GO): hyaluronic acid binding
Source: RefSeq, a predicted model, not a curated record
UCGAGUGUUGUCAUGUCUUUGUAAUUGAGUUUUAAUUUUGAUAUUUUUCAUUUAGCAUGUGAAGUGUUUUUAAUUAUUAUUGUUGUCAUUUUUUUAUUUAGCUCAGAGCGUUUACGUUCCAUCAAGUUUUUUUAAUGUUUUAUGUUAUUAGGCUGGUUUAGUGUUGUUUUUAAAUGAUUUAUUUUGUAUGUUUUCAUAGUUUGUUCAGCUCUUUGUUUAUUAUGGAUUUUUAAAUAUUUGUUCUUUAUUAGUAAAGUUUUGUCUUGGGCUCAUUUAGCGUUGUCCUGUUUUUGGUAUUUGAUGAACUCUUCAUAUUCUUAUUUAGUGUUUCCAUGGCUACGGCGGUGGCCGCGUGGCAUUGUGGGUAGUGUAGUGUCGUGAUGCCAUGGAAGCAACCAAACCUCUCGUGGCAGCCGAGCAUGUGCGUUGUCGUUUGUGAGCGAGAGGCAGGGCGAGCAACAAGCGUUCUCUGUUUGCUGACGCAGACUUGGCGGCUCCACCUGGGGGCUCCACUUCGGGGCUCCACCCUUCCCUCCCAGCACACACAGAGGCCACUUGAAGGUCUAAUUGCGGCGUCCUAACAACAGACAGGUUCUGCUGAGUGCAGGAGGUCCAGUUGGCACAAGGAGCAGCACAUCAGCACUUUGGUGCUUAGUAGCGGAUGAGAAUGGUGAUCAUGUUGCUGAUUCCCGCUCUGCUCCUCACCCUGGUCUCGCUGAGCGCAGCCGACAACUUGGACACUUCGUACCCCGACCUGGAGCACUCCAGAACCAUCUACGUGACGGAAAAUGUUCCUCGCCUGUCGGUGACAUCAGAGCAGUCCAUUGUGGUCUCGAGGCGGGGGGGCAACGCCACGUUGCCAUGCAGCAUCCAGCGGGACCAAUCCCUGGCCCCCAAUCGCAAGAUGAGGAUCAAGUGGACCAAACUGACGUCCGACUUCCUGAAGGAGGUGGACGUGUUUGCGGCCAUGGAUUACCACAAGAGAAGCUACGGAAGCUUCCACGGGCGCGUGCGCCUGCGAGGCUCCUCCCCCACGGACGCCUCACUGGUCAUCAGUGACAUCGUCCUGGAGGACUACGGCAGAUAUAAAUGCGAAGUCAUUGACGGCCUGGAGGACGCCACCGUGGUGGUGGCGCUGGACCUGGAAGGUGUGGUCUUCCCAUACUAUCCCCGUCUGGGUCGCUACAACCUCAACUUCCACGACGCCGAGCGGGCCUGCCGGGAACAGGAUGCCACGGUGGCGUCCUUGGAGCAGCUGCACGCGGCGUGGCAAGGGGGGCUGGACUGGUGCAACGCCGGCUGGCUGAGUGACGGCUCGGUCCGGUACCCCAUCACCUCCCCCAGGGAACCCUGCGGCGGCAAGAACACCGUACCCGGCCUUCGCAGCUACGGCCUCAGAGACAAAGACAAGAACCAAUACGACGUCUUCUGCUUCACCUCACACUACCAAGGAAGCGUGUACUACCUCAUCCAUCCCACGAAGCUGACGUACGACGAGGCGCGGCGGGCGUGUGAGAAGAACGGCGCCCAGGUGGCCAAGGUGGGGCAGAUGUACGCGGCGUGGAAGCUUCUGGGCUACGACCGCUGCGACGGCGGCUGGUUGGCCGACGGCAGCGUCCGUUACCCCAUCUCCCGCCCGCGCGCUCGCUGCAGCCCCGACGAGGCAGCGGUGCGCUUCAGCGGCUUCCCCGACAAGAAGCACAAGUUGUACGGCGUUUACUGCUUCAAGGCCCGCCACUGAACACGUUCAUGCACGCGCACACGCACUGUGAUGCUAGCAUGUUAGUAGCUAGCUGACAUGUUUCAGGUUGAGCUUACUUCGAGAACUGCGGGGGGGGGGCAAAGGGGAGCGCAUGCUAAAACUGACCAGCAUGUUGGAUUCUGACUCGUCUGAACUGAGACCCGUUUCAUGCUGGUCCGACUCUUUGGGCACUUAUCUUCUUUUAGUCCAUCAGAACAGGCCAGAAGGAUUUUUUAAGGUGCUAAGAUGUCGUUUUUGUUUUCUACUAAUUAUUAUUGUUGUUAGCGUUCUUGUAGAAAAUGGAAAUGUUAAAUGUUUUGAUAUAAAUAAA